Molecule: messenger RNA, 1725 nt
Organism: Neurospora tetraspora
Lineage: Eukaryota; Fungi; Ascomycota; Sordariomycetes; Sordariales; Sordariaceae
Exons: 2
Coding region: 350-1612 (420 amino acids)
Source: RefSeq, a predicted model, not a curated record
AAACCAACUGACGGCGGGCGCGCUAAGCGAACCACCAAACGGGAUCACCGCCUCCAACAACCCUCCUCCUCCUCCACCACAACCCUAGAGUUGGUAAUCAUCCAUUCGUUUUCUACCUACCUUACGCAUCGGCGAUCGAGUCCGUUGCUGUGCAACUGCACGUUGCAAAAAAAAAAAGGAGUCCAAACCCAGCAAAGCGAUCGGCAUUUUGGUGUCGCGGAGAAGAUAUAUUGUUGGAAACGUAAAAAAAAAUACAACAAGGGGAGCGAGCACCAACUGGGGGCUGCAUCUCGAGGUUCAACAACAUUUAAUAUCUUCACAAGCUCAAAGUCGCCCAUCACCACCGAUAAUGGCCGCCAUGUCGCGACGACAAGAUCCUCUUCCCAUGUCGAGUCGGUCUUCAUUCCCAUCAUCAUCGUCGCCGUCGUCUACGACCUUCAAGCGCGCCGCUUUCGACGCAAUCCACCAUAUCCGGGCAUCUCUUGCCUCUGCGACACAAAAACGCAGUACUGAUCCCAAUUGUUCGCCACAGCCGGGCGUGAACCUCUGCGAGAAGCCAGCAGAGGCAACCUCAAAUGUUACCUGGGCGAUAAUUGGCAGUGUGCUCGGUUUCGUCGCGGCAACCACCAUUAUAGUAGCAUAUCUCCUACACCUUCGCCGGAAAAAGGUGCACAAAAAAGAAGAUCGAAAUGACCCGUUCCAGAUGUCCGACUAUGGUUUCGACGAAGCAGCUGCCGCAGAAGCAGCUAGGUCAAAGGCGAAUCUAUUCCGAAAAUCCCAGCAUUCCUCCACCGCUUCGUUUUCCACGCCAUCGCCACCAAACCCCGUGGAACGCAAGCUGUCCUUUGACGAAUCGCCCUACGCUGUUAGUGCCGCUGCCGGGAUCCGAUCAUCUACAACCGUUGGCGGAGAUGUUAUCUAUAGCGACAUCAGCACUCCACCGGGCGCGGCACGCGUCAGCAUGAGGGGCGAGAGCCAAUUCCUUGGAGUUCCGGGAAUUGAGGGGAUGGACUUGGGCGGUAUGCCGAUGGAUCGGGAACGCGAAAGGGAGCGGUCGAGGUCGAGGGCCCGGUCGUCUUAUUCUCACUCCCCUCAUAAUGGAUCCCAUAGACAGAUGCAGCGCCGAUCCCGACCCUCGAGUGUGCAGAGCGCUCCAUUUUCGCCCGGACGCAUGACGCCACCGCGAGGACCUAGGCCGGUUGGAGGAGGCGAUGGAGCCAGCGCCGCCAGUGGCAGUGUACUUCGCUCUCCCCUUUCUGACGACGCUUCCUCUCUUUCUGUCAGGUCUUCCGAGAUGUUGCGCCCGCCCGUCGACGGUGAUGUUGAUGGUCUUGCCGGCGCCGGUAUGCUCGGCCCGGUGCCAUGGGAGAAGGAUCAACAGCAGGAAAAGGUCGUGGUUAUGGAGACGACGAUGGAGAAGGAAAGCAGCAAGAGAAUUUCGGAGGAAGAUGAUACGGUUAAUGAGCCUAUGAGCAACGAGAUCCGCAUGGUAGCCGCGGAAACAACACCGGCCGCUCCAGAGGAGGAGGAGGAGGAGAAGCCCACAGCUGCUCAACAGGAGACAGUGGAGGUCAAGAAGGAGAAAGAGAACGAGCAAGAGACAAGGAUAUGACCUGACCGCGGAUUAAUGACGCGUACGCGCGCGGAGGGAGGGGCAUUUUGGAUGUGCACGGUGUAAUGAAUCAUUUUACUACUUACAGGAAAGGAGAAACGGCUGUUUUCUGG